Molecule: messenger RNA, 8410 nt
Organism: Podarcis raffonei (Aeolian wall lizard)
Lineage: Eukaryota; Metazoa; Chordata; Lepidosauria; Squamata; Lacertidae
Gene: LCORL
Product: ligand dependent nuclear receptor corepressor like
Exons: 9
Coding region: 130-5727 (1865 amino acids)
Biological process (GO): regulation of transcription by RNA polymerase II
Cellular component (GO): nucleus
Molecular function (GO): DNA binding
Source: RefSeq, a predicted model, not a curated record
GCGCUCCCUCGUAUGCAAAUGAGCGGGCGUGCCGCGUCGGGCGCCCUCCCGCUCGCGCGGGCUCCCUCCCUCCCGUAUGCAAAUGAGCGGGCGUGAGGUCAGAGGCAGACGGGAAAGGGAAGAGGCAGAAUGGCCGCCGCGGCUCCCGCUCCUGGCGCCUCGCAGUGCCGGAGCCCCCGCUGCACGGCGGAGCGCAGGGGAGUCCGCCGCGAACUCGACUCUUGGCGGCACCGGCUCAUGCACUGUGUGGGUUUUGAAAGUAUUUUAGAAGGGCUUUAUGGACCAAGGCUACGAAGAGACCUCAGUUUAUUUGAAGACUGUGAACCAGAAGAAGUGGCUGACUGGUCUAUGGAUGAAAAAUGUUCCUUUUGUAAUUUACAUAAAGACACAGUCAGUGAUCAUACAACAAUUAUUGGUUCUUUGCAGUCAACACCUACAGAGGAACUAUCAUCUCAGGGCCAGUCCAACACUGAUAAAAUUGAGUGCCAAGCAGAGAAUUACCUAAAUGCACUCUUUCGCAAGAAAGAUCUUCCUCAGAACUGUGAUCCUAACAUUCCCUUAGUUGCUCAGGAAUUAAUGAAAAAGAUGAUCCGUCAAUUUGCAAUUGAAUACAUUUCAAAAAGUAGUAAAAUGCAAGAAAAUAGAAACGGUUCGUCAUAUGAAACAAGUCUGAUAUGUAAAGGUAUCCAAAUGAACCAAACAGAAAAUUCAUUUCAGGAAGAACAGGAUAGCCCUCUAGACCUCACUGUGAAUCGAAUACAAGAGCAGAAUACUCAGCAAGUAGGGGAUGGAGUGCUAGAUCUUUCUACAAAGAAAACAAGCUUGGAACAGUCAGCAUAUGAUGGAUCUUGUUCUGAAAAUUCUGUGUCUGGUUCAAGUGCAACAGAUGAUGCAAAAUCAGAGGAAACAUCUAAAUUGGAAAGAGGAAAUUCUGCUCUAAGCAAAGUUUUGGAAUCGUUGUGCUCUUAUCACGGGCAUCAGAUUUUAGCUAUGUUGAAAUUUUUAAUCCAAGAAUCGUGUAUCGAUUCUGUUGGCAGUUGCCAGCUGCCGCAAACUAUACAUUCAGAAGCAUCUGAAGAUGAUGUGCACAUUCCAGUCUGCAGUUGUGAUGGCAACAUGCAAAUGAAAAGGUGCUGUUUACAAAAUCAAAGACCAAAUACUUGUUUGCCACCUCUGUCAGUCUCUGUGAAAGACUUAGAUCGUUUGUCGUGCCAGUCUGUGACCGUUGGAUAUGUUAACACAGUGGUAAACAAAGGGAAUCCUGUGCCUUCUAGUCCUCCUAGGUGCUGUCUCAAACAAUUAAAGGAGUGUAAGAGCCACGCGGCAAGAACAGCACUUUGUACAAAUCUCAUUUCAGCAGGGCAAAAGAUUAACAAAGCUAGCAGAGGCCACAGCCCUUCACCACCUACAUUAUCACCUGUGGAAGCUGAUGAAUAUGAUUAUUUGGAGGAAUCACUUGAAGGAUCUCUAAAUAGACUUGAAAUGAAUCGUAAUCAGCCUCCUUCCCUGUCGCGAGCUGAAAGAAGUUGUUCUGUGUGUGAACCGAAAAAUAAAUUAUGCAUUGCGGAAGUGGCCGGUAACGUGGAUAAGACUUUUCUAAGUGCAAAUCAAGAAACUAGCCUUAUAAAUUCUGAUAAGCUUGAAAAAGUUGAAAAUGCUGCCGCCUUUCAGGACUUAAUGGAUAGAAUUAAUGAGAAAUUAAAAUCAAUCGAAACUACUGAUACAGCAAAUCUUGCAAAAUUAUCUAAGAGUGAUGGGAGAACAGAAUCUGAUCUUAAAUUACAGAGCUUCAUAACCUCUCUCUUACAUGAUGCUAAGGCAAAUGAUUAUAAUUUUAUGGAGUUGUUGAGCCAGCAUGACAAAGAAGCAGAAAAUAAAAUUAUCCAAACACGAUUUCGCAAACGGCAAGAAACCUUAUUUGCACUGCAUAAUUCCCCCGAUUCAUCACUGUUUAAAAGACAAUCGUUGCAAAUUAAGAGAGAGAUAGCCAGUCUGGAUGAAACCUUCACAAGGAAAAAGGCAAAUUCAAAGAGAAAUGUGAAAAAAAUUUACAAACCAUCGCCAAACAAAAAUGAAAAUCAUAGCACAUCAAAAGAUCAUUCUUUACAAAUUAAUGAAAAUAAAUAUCAGCUAUUUUCUCCCAUUAAAUCAAAGUCUUUGCCAAUAGGUCAAGAAGAGACAGUAGAACUACUUCUGAAUAACUCAGAGACCAAUUCUGGUUUAGUAGCAUUUUCAGAAAAUACUUCUACAGCAUCCCAAAGCAGCUUGGCUAAAAUACAUGGAAAUUGUGAACUACAUAUGGAUCCAGUCUCUGUGAAGGGAGAUGAUGAUAGGAUGUUGGACAGGACCAAACAUAAUGUUAUUCCUCCUAUGUGGUGCUCUGUGUAUGUGACAAACAAUUUUUUAUUUCAAAAAUCCUCAAACGGGAAAAAAGCUAACUGCAUGGAAAGAGAAAAAAUGCUGAAAGAUUUACAGGCCCAAACGUGCAGCAACGAAGAUAUAAAUAAGAUUGUACGAAACACAAAUCUACAUGUUGUUGUAGAGCGUUUGGAAGAUACAAUAAAUAUGGCUCAAAAGACUAAAAAGCCAUUGUUUAAUAGUUAUAAAAUAUCCAGCAAACUGAAAGAUACGCACAAGUAUGAAGCCAACAAGAAUGCUAAAAAUGGUCUUCUUAUUAGCAUGAGUGAAAGUGGAAGUACGGGACAAUAUGUACUGUCACAAGCUCAUGCUCCAUGUAGCAAUAAUAGCAAACAGGAAUGUCUGCCAACAAAAGAAGAAAAAGUGUCUGAUGAAGGAUAUAAAAGCCUUUUGAAAUCAUCAGCAUUCAAUUCAGAUACGUUGACUUACCAUAAUGAGGACUUGCAAUCAAGUUCUGAUGUGGGAGAUAAUUCUCCAGCACUAAAUUACACUAGUCCUAUAAAACUUAUGUUCCUUUCAGAGAUUAAUAGUAGCGAAGGAGUGAAAUACACACUAACCUCUGUAAAUGAUUCCGCUAAAUUAAACAUUGACCUUUAUUCUCUUCAGCGGAAAACAAGUGUGCUGGCAGAAAAACAAUUGGAAGCUGUGGAUCCUGGUAAAACUGUUUCUCUUGAAAACAGCCCUAAAAAUGAAGUAAAUUCUGUUUUUCCUUCAGUAAUUGCUCAUGAAACAAACAUUGGUGAGCGUAAGCCAAAUGAAGAUCCUGUAGAACAAAGUGGAAAUGGAUCCUCUCUGAAAAGAAAACCGGGCCGACCAAAAAAAUUAGGUCCUCAAGUUGUGAAGCAGAUUAAGCGUCCAAUUGGCCGACCGCCAAAGCCUAAGGUAGAUGCUGAAAAUGCCAAUAAUAUAAGUGAUUCCAUCAGUGCUAGGGGAAAAAGCGUGAGCUCCAAUGCAGAAGUUCUAGAGGACAGUAAUAUUAACAAGAACAUUACUGUGACAGUGGUCUUUGGAAGGUCACGAAGGACUAAGAGGUGUGUUUCUGAAAGUAGCCUAAAUGUAGUCAGUUUGGUACCAAGUCCUCACAAUCAUGUUGUAUGUGAAUCUGAUGAAGUGAAGCAGAACUCAGAAACAAGGAAUAGUUUGCCAAAAAACAGAAGUAUGCAAAACUCUAUUGAACGCAAGACCUCUGCAUCUGGCUAUGAGUAUGUUAGACCUUUAGAGAGCAGCCCAAUGCUACCAUCCCAUUGUAGCAAUAUCGUAAGACCAAAACAGAAGCCUUUAAAUAUAAUUAGAAAACCUGGUAGACCAGCAAAAGUAAAAAUAUCUGGCAUAUCAGUGACUGUUAACCAGAUUUCAUCUCAGGAAAGAAUAGUGAGUAUUAGCAGUUGCCUGCCUCCUUUAGAACAAGAGACUGUGUUAGAAAAAUAUGGGUCUCCUAAGAAGGUUGAUCAACAAUGCAAUAAGUUGGAUGUUUCAAAAAGCUAUUGGAAUGAUAAAAGUAAGGAUUUUUCAGACGAAAUUAUUACAGUAGCACCAAGUAAACCUGAAAUCCCUUUGAGACAAUCUCUUAGAGAUAGAAGACCAUCGCUGCCUUUCUUACAGUCCUUAGCAUCCUCUAACUCACUGUCUUGUAGACGUGCCUUUCUACACAAAUCCUAUAAGCUCUGUUUGAAAAAUGCUAAGAAUCAAAAAAUAAAACAUUCAAACAUGGCACCCAAAGAUACCUCAGGAAAUAAGGCCCCAGAAAAAGCAAAAAAAAGUUCAGAGAAUAAUAAGUUUAGAUUUGUUAAUGAAAUGUCGUCAGAUCCCACCAUUUCAUCAAAUUCUUCCCUCAGAUGGUGGGAUCCUUCCAUUUCUAAUGAUUCCUUGUUAAAAGAACUAAAUAGUAGAUAUGAACAGAUAACAAAUACUUGGUUGCACGUGAACGGAGAAGAAUUUGAAAAAUGCCUCUAUGAUGAGCGGUGUCAUAUUGAACAAGACUAUAGCAUUAAAGUAUCAAAGCCUUUGGACUCCUGCGUGUUACAGCUUGAAAACUCUCCUAUAAAAAUGCUUUUCCAGAAAAAGUGUAAUAUAGAUGAACUGUGCACAUGGUUUAUGCAAACUACGGAAACACAGUCACUGGCGUUAGUGAGAAAGGCGAAUGCUCGCAAUCCUGUUGAAGUAAUCAGUACCCGGCAAUUUAAAAUUGGAACAAGACAAUGCGAUUGUAAUACUAGUCCUUUGAGAAAGCACUUUAAAAAAUUUGCACUAUCCACGCCAUCGAACUCUGUGGGAAAGAUUCAAAUCCUCCAUAAAAUAGUCAGGUCUCGAGUCUUAAAGAGGAAACGUAACUUCACUUUAGCGAAAUUAAGAAGAACCAAAUUUGAGAAUUUACAGCACGAUCGGUGGAGACAGGUGAAAAAGCUGUACAAUCAUGGAACAAGUGACUGGAAAUCGAAAAAGCAGCAUUUGCGAUUCUUCUGCCAAAGCCAGCGUUUUGCUAACACAAGUCAGGAAAUUAACAACAAAACGAGCACAAGCCACGAGAAUGGUACAGUAGACACUAAAUCGCCCGCAAUUCUUGUAGACUCUCCGAGAAUCACUUCAACUGGAAAUGAAACCACAGGUGCAUUUUAUCAACAGAAAACACAAUUGACAGACCUCAGCACAAAGCCUGGCUUGACAAAUAAUUGUAGACCAAGCGCACAAUCCGUAGAUCACAACCAAAAAAAUAUUGGGAAAGCACAUGCCUUUGGUGAAGAUGACUGGAAAGACAAAACCUUUAAGGAUUGUAGAAUAUUUUUGAAGAAAAUCAACCCGGCUGAAGAGCAGCAUUCUUUCAGUAGCACUGUUGUUUGCACUCCAGAGUCUGUAGAUCGUAGUGCCAGUCGCGGCUACUUUCAGGGGGAAAGGCACUGUACUUUAAGGUCCCAUUCUGCUAAGCAGAGAACGUCUGACAGAUGUGAAAAGGAUGCUGAGGAAGCUAAGAAUUUCAGCUUGGUUAAAGACCUGCAUAUUGAGCAAGACUGCAAGAAACCAAGCAAGCGUGUCACUUUUGAAGAUGGUCCUGCCGAGGUCCCUAAGAAAACAAUCAAGAGGAGGAGGACACAGUACAAGCUCAACAACCUGAAUAUCAGAGAAAGGAAUACGAGGCAAUUAUGCAGCACUGGCCAAGUAUCAAGUUGUUACUCAAAGUACCAACUGGCUCUACAAUAUUCUUUUAGAGAUGCAGCUGCCAGAACUAUAUCCAGUAUUUUGAAGGACCUCUUAAACCUGUUGGACUGCCUUUGCUGGGAGGAUUUGCAAGCAGAGCUGUUGAAUACUCCAUGAUCCCAUUUCAGUUGCCUCUUCAUGGAAGCUCCCAAGUCUAACAGCAAAACCCAUGAAUCGUCAAGAUGAGUCCAUCUGUCUUGUAGUCCCUGAUAAGCAUGCAAUACUGUGAAUGAUUGUAAAAACUGAGCAAGCCAUUGCUGUAAUAACUAAGCAAAACUGCUUUAAAGAGCUAGACACUACCUUUCUGGGGGCUGUUUGGGUUGCUGCCUGGGGUAAGAGCUUCUUCUGAUGGUCAGGCAUAGUCUUCACGGAAAGUGGCCUGGGGGACUGUGCCUAUUCGUAAGCUUCUUAUGACUGACUUCUGAACAUGCAUGCCAAAAUCUCUUUAAAAUGGUUAGCCAUUCGGUCGUGGUGCCCAGAAGUUGCAUGCUGGGCAACUGGCUUCCUAAAAUUCCACCCCACCCCCCAAUGCAGAGUAAAAUUGCAUUGCUGUGUUUUUAUGUGACAUUUUGUGUGUAUCUUAAGACGUAUGCGUGGUGUUUUUCCCCCAAAAGACCUUUGGAAGCAACCCUGCCGAAAAUAGCUUCAGAAACCUCUCUCUGACGAAGUUGAGAUUGCUGUAAUGAGCCCAAUUUUUAUGUAUAUUUUUUCUUGGUGUUAAAAUUAGCUUUUUUUUGUCUGCAGAGCUUCCUUAAAAUUGUCCCUUUGGCAGACAACUUGGUUGACAAGUUGUUUGGUUGGUAAGGGAUCUUUACUGGAUACUUGGACUUCUGCACUGUUACCUCACCUGAGACAGACUAGCGGGAAUGUAACUGUGGAAGCUAUGGACUUUAACUAGAUGUCAUGUAGAGGACUGGGGUUAGCAUUGUUGUGUCCUUAUUUACCUUAGGGUCGAAAGGGUUUCCCCCAAUCUCUGACCCAAUCCAGCUCAUUAAGCUGGACUCAGGUGAGCAUCAUAAUAGGUGCACACCUGCAUUGGCCUUGCUAGUAGACGCUUGCUUCCCUGCACAGAUUCCCCCAGCCCAGGACUACAUACUGAGUGCAGAGGGAACUGGGAGUGACUUGAAACGGUUUUGUUCUCGAUCAGGACUGAGGCUACCCCGCGGUGAUGAAGUUUGUGUAGCUUGAAAUGUGUAGGGUCCCUAGAUAUUAUUCCAGUAAGAAAUCUACCUCUGCACCGAGCUGUCGAUUAUUUUCAUGUACUUUUGAUGGAUUUCAAAAGUCUCCAGGUUCAUAGCUUUGGGGGGGGGGAGUUCUGUAGAUUCAGUGGGGGGAAAAGAUAUACUUCCAUGGAGGCUAAACUAUUUUCCUCUCUCACCCCUCCCCAGAGCUAGACCUGCCAGGCUUUCAUCAAGCAGAACAGACAAUCAUGUAUAGCUUGGUUCAUAUUGUAGUCUGCAGCUCUGCUCUUUCUUCGCAGUCUGAGGUAUCUGCAUGGAAGCACCAAGAAACAGUGUAGCAAGGAGUUUGUGCACAUGUAUAUUACUUGGAUGGUGUUUCUUUAGUACUUGAGCAUCGCAGUUUAUGGUUUAGCUUUGCCUGAUAAACUGAUUAUAAGUUCAGAUUUCGGGGGGGGGGAGGGGACGUUCAAUCCAACAUUGUAUAAUCGCAGUAGGCAUUUCUUUUUAAAAAAAAUAAUAAUAAUCAUGUGUUUCAGCUACUCAUCUUGCAGAUUAUAUUUUAAAUAAAUGUAUAAAAAUGCCAGAACAUUUUAACAUUUUAUAAUGAUUCAACCUGAGUAGAAUUAGGAUUGUUAGAUUUGGCAAGAGUAACUAUAGGGUUAGUCCAUCACAGGCUGCUUUUUACAGUAUCUGUUUCCGCAGAGUUAUGUAAACCUUUGCACUAGAAGGUAUAGUUAUGCCAUCUAUAGUGAAAAGGGCACUUAUAUACCUUUUGAGAGUUGUCGGUCCCAUUGUGUCUUUGCCCUGGUAUUUCUGCUCAGACGGCCCAAGUUAUAAAUCUUCAAGUACAGUAACGUUCACCAAUUACAUUAUUUCCCUCACCAGCCCAAUGGGGAGGAGGAAAUUCUUUUCCCCCAGCAGAGGUUGAUGGAGGGAUUCCAUGAGCAGAGUAUGCACAGAUCCCUGAAUGUGCAUGGCUGAUAAAUAUAGGGGACAUCAUUCCCCCAAAGCAGCCAUUUGAUACAGUAGAAUGGUCUGCACAGUGCACACAGAAACCUGUCCACAAAUUAUCCUCUUCAGGACUAUGCCUUCUUUUUUAGAAGUCAGGUACUGCCUAAGAUAGAGGAAGAUCUAGCUCAUAUUUACAGACCAGGAUGCACAUGCUUAUAUAUAGGCUCUAGAAGAAUGCAGAGUAAAUCAUUGGGUGGAAUGCAGUUAAUUUACUCAGUGUAGUCCUAUGGAAAUGAAAGGAUGUGGCUAACUUAGGUCACUUAAUUUCACUGGAUCUUCUCAAGAGUAAAAUGAAGUUGGAUAACACCCUAUGCAUUUGGCCAUGCAAGAGCUUAAAGUGGCCUACAAGGAUGCAUUAAAAGCACAAAGCUCAAAUAUAGAGUAAUACAUAUGUUUGGAGAUUAGUAAUACAGCUUGCACUUAUGUAUUUUUGUAAAUAAGCUGAUUUGGCCAUAAAGGGAUUCUUGCUUUCCAUGGGAUCUUAUUAUUAUUGGAUUGUCAUGAAUGUUAAUUAGAGCAGGAUAUUAUGCAGUUACAAACCAUGGCUUUCUGGGUCUUGGUGUUGGCAACUACGCUCUGAAUUAUUAUUAUUAUUAUUAUUAUUAUUA